CCUCCCUGUCCGUCUAUCGCCCUGACAGCAGCAGCCACAACACCGACCACAGAGGCAGCACCGUGUGCGCCCCUCUCUCCUCUCCUCUCCUCUCCUGCCCCGGAGCAGGACGCGUCCUCAUUUUACUCUGCAUCAUGUAACAUACAUCCGGUACUUGCUGCUGGAUGUGACAUAUAUUCAUCCUCUGUGUGACAGCCUCGUCUCCGUGGAUCUCUAUAACGAUUGACAGGAGGACCCAUGGGCGCUGCUGUUCGGAUGCACCCUUUGCGCUGCGCUGCUCUGUGGUGACCGGGCUCGCCUCGGGUGCGUGCGGGGUUGGUGACCCAUCGUCCAAAAAAACCAAAACCUCGUUCAUUCUCGGAUUAUUGAACCUGUGGGGUCGAUACGGAGUAAAAAAAAGAUGGGGAGCACGACCUCCUGCUGCGUGUCUGCCAGCCCCAAGCUCCGCAGAAACGCUCACUCCAGGCUGGAGUCGUACCACCAGGAGUCGGAUCUGAGCAGGGAGGAGACGGGAUGUAACCUGCAGCACAUCAGCGACAGGGAGAACGUCGACGAGUUGAAUAUGGAGUACAAUCCAUCAGACCAUCCGCGGGCGAGCACCAUCUUCCUCAGCAAAUCCCAGAACGAUGAGUUGCCCUUCAGGAACGUGCGAGAUAAACGGAAAAGCCUUUUCAUCAAUAAUCAUGGCACGUCCAGGAGGAAAUACAGCUCCUGCUCCACCAUCUUCCUCGACGACAACACGGUCAGCCAGCCCAACCUCAAAUACACCAUCAAAUGUGUAGCAUUGGCAAUCUACUACCAUAUAAAAAACAGGGACACAGAUGGAGCGAUGCUGUUAGAUAUAUUUGACGAGAAGCUUCAUCCUCUUUCAAAAUCGGAGGUGCCACUGGACUACGACCAACACGACCCUGAGCAGAAGCAGAUCUACAGAUUCGUCAGAACUUUGUUCAGCGCCGCUCAGCUCACGUCUGAGUGUGCCAUCGUCACACUGGUGUACCUGGAGAGGCUCCUGACCUACGCAGAGAUCGACAUCUGCCCGGGUAACUGGAAACGGAUCGUUCUGGGUGCGAUCCUGCUGGCCUCAAAGGUCUGGGACGAUCAGGCCGUCUGGAACGUUGAUUACUGCCAGAUCCUCAAGGAUAUCACGGUGGAGGAUAUGAACGAGUUGGAGCGCCAGUUUCUGGAGCUGCUGCAGUUCAACAUCAACGUGCCGUCCAGCGUCUACGCCAAGUAUUACUUUGAUCUGCGAUCGCUCUCAGAGUCCAACAACCUCAGCUUCCCCCUGGAGCCGCUCAGCAGGGAGAAGGCCCAAAAACUAGAGGCUAUUUCCAGGCUGUGUGACGACAAGUACAAGGACGUCCGCAAAGCUGCGAGGAAGCGCUCGGCCAGCACGGACAAUCUUUGUGGGAUCAGAUGGGUUCCUGCCAUCCUCUCCUAACCAGACGCCAUGAAACUGAACACUGGCAUGACACGCUGGUUUCGAUGUGAGAACUCCUACACACGCACACACACACACACGUUGGUGGAAUUAGACCAGCAUGGUUUAAAAACUUCCAGAUAAAACAAAAAAACAUGGAGCAGCGACUGAAAACUGAAACCAAAACUGACUGUCUUAGGAGGGGGAUUAUUUUGCCUUCACAGUGCCUCAACUCUUCUAUUAACACAAGAAAGAAAAGAAAGGAGUUCCAGGUUGUUUUAUCAUCCUCGGGGAAGAAUCCAGCUACGGACCAAUAAACACAAUCCUGGAGGAGAAAGCCUUGAAAAACUUUUCCAGGACAUGGCUUUGUGAACGUGUCUAAAUGUAUCAGCACUGAUCAGUUUUCUGCUUUUCUGUCCGGACUGAAUCUGACACGACCUGCCUCCGAGACGGCCUUUCAACCCACACAGUGAAGCUUAUUAUUAUUUAUUUGACUGAGCAGCCUGGACUCUUAAGUACUUUCAGACUUUCAAAAAAACAGUAGCAUAGCACUGGAAUUUUUACCUGGUAUUUAUUUCCUUUUACAGGUCUUAGAAUAAUAAAAAAAAGUAUUAACAAGUUGA
Molecule: messenger RNA, 2040 nt
Organism: Labrus mixtus (cuckoo wrasse)
Lineage: Eukaryota; Metazoa; Chordata; Actinopteri; Labriformes; Labridae
Product: cyclin-Y-like
Exons: 11
Coding region: 401-1438 (345 amino acids)
Biological process (GO): regulation of canonical Wnt signaling pathway; regulation of cyclin-dependent protein serine/threonine kinase activity
Cellular component (GO): plasma membrane; cytoplasmic cyclin-dependent protein kinase holoenzyme complex
Molecular function (GO): cyclin-dependent protein serine/threonine kinase activator activity; protein kinase binding
Source: RefSeq, a predicted model, not a curated record